AUGACGGCUAUAGAUGCGCAGCUGCUGGACAUUGAGACCCUGCUCCAGGGAGACCUAUCAGGUCUGGAGCGAAGUUGGGACACGCUGCCUCCCGAGCAGCUCCGGAACGAGAUCGAGAGGUACCGCAACGCCAUCAUAGCCGUGGGCAAUCAACUGAGUCAAUUGGGAGUGGAGGUCUUGAUUCGUCCCACUGUUGACACUGAGAGCAAGGGUGGCUCACAUGCUGCCCCCAAAGAAGAAGACCCAGGUUCCAUCGACGACUUGGACCCCAGCGAAUGGCAGGUUCCUCCCCACUGCAUACCAAUUCAUGCCAAUGUUACAACCUACGACUGGGAUGCCCUCAUAGCUGCCAGCCGCUUUGACGUCAUCAUGAUGGACCCGCCCUGGCAAUUGGCCACGGCCAACCCCACUCGAGGUGUGGCGCUGGGCUACUCCCAACUAACGGACCGCGACAUUCAAAACCUUCCGGUGCCGCGGCUGCAAGAGGACGGAUUCCUCUUUGUUUGGGUAAUAAAUGCAAAGUAUCAGUUCACCCUGGAUCUCCUAAGCAAGUGGGGGUACAGAUUGGUGGACGAGGUGGUGUGGGUGAAAAUGACAGUGAAUCGACGUCUGGCCAAGAGCCACGGAUUCUACCUGCAGCAUGCCAAGGAGGUCUGCCUGGUUGCAAGAAAGGGUCGGGACCCUCCUGGCAUCCAGAGGUCUGUGGGAGCAGACGUCAUCCUCAGUGAAAGACGGGGGCAGAGCCAGAAGCCAGAAGAGAUAUAUGAACUUAUUGAGAGGUUGGUUCCUCAAGGUCGGUAUCUUGAGAUCUUUGGGAGGAAGAACAACCUGCGCAACCAUUGGGUCACCAUAGGCAAUGAGGUCACUGGCAAGGGACCCCCUAAGGAAGAUGCCGCAGCCAUGUUCCAGGGAAGUGGCGUCCCAGGGGCUGUCUACGGCAGGUCAAACUGA
Molecule: messenger RNA, 951 nt
Organism: Auxenochlorella protothecoides
Lineage: Eukaryota; Viridiplantae; Chlorophyta; Trebouxiophyceae; Chlorellales; Chlorellaceae
Product: N6-adenosine-methyltransferase 70 kDa subunit
Exons: 6
Coding region: 1-951 (316 amino acids)
Cellular component (GO): RNA N6-methyladenosine methyltransferase complex
Source: RefSeq, a predicted model, not a curated record